AUGUCAGCAGAUCAUUCUAGGGACCCAUGUCCAAUUGUGAUUCUAAAUGAUUUUGGUGGUGCCUUUGCAAUGGGUGUGAUUGGUGGUUGUGUUUGGCAUGGUAUAAAAGGGUUUAGGAAUUCUCCACUCGGAGAACGUGGUACGGGUGCUUUGAGCGCGAUUAAAACAAGGGCGCCUGUGGUCGGUGGUAAUUUUGGUGUAUGGGGUGGUUUAUUCUCAACUUUUGAUUGUGCAGUUAAGGCUGUUAGAAAGAGAGAAGACCCAUGGAAUGCCAUUAUUGCUGGUUUUUUUACAGGUGGUGCGUUGGCGAUUAGAGGAGGGUGGAGGCACACCAGAAAUAGUGCUAUUACAUGUGCUGCGUUAUUGGGUGUAUUUGAAGGUGUAGGAUUGAUGUUUCAAAGAUACGCUGCUUGGCAAGCCAAGCCCAUGGCGCCACCGCUGCCCGAUCAACAACAACCAAUGCAGGCUUGA
This is a messenger RNA of Eremothecium cymbalariae DBVPG#7215, 471 nucleotides long. RefSeq names its product protein transporter TIM17 (gene TIM17). Bases 1 to 471 code for a protein of 156 amino acids. Gene Ontology annotation, molecular function: transmembrane protein transporter activity. Gene Ontology annotation, biological process: protein import into mitochondrial matrix. The transcript has a single exon. Gene Ontology annotation, cellular component: mitochondrial inner membrane; TIM23 mitochondrial import inner membrane translocase complex. The record is from RefSeq and is a predicted model, not a curated record. NCBI's taxonomy places the organism in Eukaryota, Fungi, Ascomycota, Saccharomycetes, Saccharomycetales, Saccharomycetaceae.